Messenger RNA from Labrus mixtus (cuckoo wrasse), 1165 nucleotides. RefSeq names its product V-set and Ig domain-containing protein. Gene Ontology annotation, biological process: regulation of actin cytoskeleton organization; regulation of osteoclast development; regulation of bone resorption. The transcript has 3 exons. Gene Ontology annotation, cellular component: plasma membrane. The record is from RefSeq and is a predicted model, not a curated record. Bases 8 to 925 code for a protein of 305 amino acids. Lineage: Eukaryota; Metazoa; Chordata; Actinopteri; Labriformes; Labridae.
AGAAACAAUGACACACAAACACUCACAUUGGGUUUCUUCUGCAGUAUACAUCAUGGACGUCUGGCUGGUCUGCAGUGCUUUGACUCUGCUGUUACCUGUUAAAGCAGCAGCCCUCGGCUCCGGAGACGACGGCUGGUCCAUGCACGUGCAGUCGGAGGUCCGCGCCAUCGAGGGCUACCCCGUGGUGCUGCCCUGCACCUUCAGCCACCCGCAGCACUCCCAGCAUUCCUCUCUGCAGGUGCUGUGGCGUCUGGGUCACGGGCAGAGCGCCACUGUCCUGUACCGCUGCACCAGCCUCUCCGGGACCGCCACCUGCGACCCGGGGCCCCAGCAGGACCAGCGUUUCCGACUGGAGGGGAACCCGAGGGAGCACGACCUGUCGCUGCGGAUCAACAGCGCAACCCUGCAGGACAGCGGACGCUACUACUGCAGGGUGGAGGUGCUGGGACGAGAACACGUCAGCUUUGAGGAGAAGAUGGGGACCAAACUGAGAGUGGAGACUCCCCCAAAGAUCCUGUCUCUGUCGGUGGAGGGCACUGAGCAGUCCGGGUACAGAGCUGUGUGUCGGGUCCAGGGCUCCCCGGUGCCGGACGUCCAGUGGCUCGGCCCCGACGACCUUCUGGAGGGUUCUCUGAUUGGCCCGCUGGCUCAGGGCUCCCAGAGUCACUACCACACCGUGAGCCAGCUGAGGGACGUGGAGCCGGGCCAGCAGUACACCUGCAGCGCCUCCAACCCACUGGGCAGGGAGCAGGCCACCCUGUACGUCCUGCCCCCCCGACCCCUGCUAUCUGUGGGCGGGGCCUCGCCUCCCCUCCUGCUCCUCCUGUCGCUGUCAUUGGGGGCCAAGGUUCUCCUGCUGGUGGGGAUGGGGGUGUGGAUGGUGCAGGGAGGAGCUCUGCAGGGAGUCAGCUGCUGGUGGAAAUAACCGGGUCCACUUGGACUUCAUGUUUCAAGUCUCUUAUUCAGCAUUUAUAAUCAGCUUGCCAUGUGGUUUAUUACACACAUUUAUGUGGUGAGAAGAAGAUAAACUGUAUUUAUUUAAAUUAAUUAACAGCCAAAAGCCUCCUAUGGAAACUGAAAAAGAAAACAAAGACUUCAUUUUAAUGAAUAAAAAGUCACUCUUUUAACUUCAUGUACACUGUGCAUUAAUAAAAUCUUUAAAUUA